Messenger RNA from Aspergillus campestris IBT 28561, 906 nucleotides. Its product is annotated as amidohydrolase family protein. Gene Ontology annotation, cellular component: cytosol; cytoplasm. The transcript is spliced from 3 exons. The record is from RefSeq and is a predicted model, not a curated record. Lineage: Eukaryota; Fungi; Ascomycota; Eurotiomycetes; Eurotiales; Aspergillaceae. Gene Ontology annotation, biological process: secondary metabolic process. Bases 1 to 906 code for a protein of 301 amino acids. Gene Ontology annotation, molecular function: carboxy-lyase activity; hydrolase activity.
AUGCCCAAGGAACAAGGGGGCGAUCCCAGUGGCUGGCCCACUUCGUACUGGAGCCUGUUGCGGUCGAAGCUGCUCGUGAAGCGCCUUGGGGUCCAGACGGCAGUCCUCUCCGUGACAGCUCCAGGGGCAUGUAUUCACCCAGACCGUCAGGCACGGGCACGGCUUGCACGACAGUUAAAUCAGUAUGCGGCCGACCUUCGGGAUCAUGACCCCCAGUCUUUUGCGUUCUUCGUAUCGUUACCCAAUAUCCUCGACACAGAGGAUGCCCUCGCGGAGAUCGCCUAUGGGCUGGAUACUCUUGGUGCAGACGGAAACACCUACCUGGGCCACCCCGACGUGGAGCCCAUCUGGGCGGAACUAAAUCGACGACGCUGCGUCGUCUUCGUGCACCCCACACACCCGGUCGAUACCAACCCAGUCAACCCAAAGCUCCCACAGCCAGCGAUCGACUAUCCUCAUGAAACUACCCGCGCAGCAAUGGACAUGAUCACCGACCGGACGCGAGCCAAGUAUCCAGCCUGCAAAGUCAUCCUAUCGCAUGCCGGCGGGACGCUCCCCUACCUAAUCUCACGCGUUGCGACGCCAAUGCGCAAGGCGCCGGAUUUUGCGGUUUCGCGCCGUAUGGGUACCACACAUGACAAAGUGGUGGAAGCAUUCCGCAGUUUUCAUUUUGAUCUGGCGUUGAGUUCCUCGCCACAGGUGCUGGACUUGCUGCUGAAUAUGGUGCCUCAUGACCAUAUCCUGUAUGGGAGUGACUUUCCGUAUGCCCCGGUCACUGCCUAUCCGGCUUUCCUGGAGGAACUGGAGGGAUACGAGAUGGACCAAGAACUCAGAGAUAUGGUCAAUUUUGGAAAUGCGGUGAAAUUAUUUCCGCGGCUAGGCCAACGCGGUGAUGCCCAUCUGUAG